AUGGGGGCGCGGGGGGCGCGGGGGCCCUAUGGGGCGCAGGGCCCUAUGGGGCCCUAUGGGGCGCUAUGGGGCGCGGGGGGCGCGGGGCCCUAUGGGGCGCGGGGCCCUAUGGGGCCCUAUGGGGCGCUAUGGGGCGCGGGGGCGCGGGGCCCUGAGGCGCUGCCCCCCGCAGGGCGGGAGAAGGGGCGCUGCGUCGCCUCCGAGUAUUUCCUGGAGCCCGAAAUCAACCUGGUGACCGAAAACACCGAGAACAUCCUCAAGACGGUGCGGACUGCGACCCCCUUCCCCAUGGUCAGCCUCUUCCUCGUCUUCCACGCCUUCGUCAUCAGCAACGUGGGGCACAUUGCCCCCAGCGCACCCCUCCUGGCCUUCCGUCUCCCCUGCAUCUUCUUCAUCCUCUCUGGGCUGUCGCUGGUGGUGGGGCUGGUGCUCUACAUCUCCAGCAUCAACGACGAGGUGAUGAACCGGCCCAGCGGCUCCGAGCAGUACUUCCAGUAUCGCUACGGCUGGUCCUUCGCCUUCGCCGCCUCCUCCUUCCUCCUCAAGGAGGGCGCGGGCGUGAUGUCGGUGUACCUGUUCACCAAGCGCUACGCGGAGGAGGAGCUGUGCCGGGCGCCGGCGGCCCUGCUGCGGCCGCGCCUCAGCGCCUGCUCGGGGCUCUCGGGCCAGUUCCUGCAGCCCCGCGCGUGGCCCCGCGCCCGCAGCCCCUCCGACGCCUCCUCCGACGUCUCCAUCCAGAUGACCCAGAACUACCCCCCCGCCAUCAAGUACCCCCAGCACGGGCACCUCUCCACCUCCCCCUGCUAGGGGGGCCGGGGGGGCACCCGAGGCAUGGGGGGGGCA
This is a messenger RNA of Phalacrocorax carbo (great cormorant), 843 nucleotides long. Lineage: Eukaryota; Metazoa; Chordata; Aves; Suliformes; Phalacrocoracidae. The record is from RefSeq and is a predicted model, not a curated record.